Cylindrotheca closterium is the source of this 690-nucleotide messenger RNA. Lineage: Eukaryota; Bacillariophyta; Bacillariophyceae; Bacillariales; Bacillariaceae. The record is from the annotation of a GenBank genome assembly.
AUGAAUAGCAACAGUCAAGGUAUUCCAAUCGAGGAUGCCCUUUCCAUCUUGUCGUUGCGCAAGCCGCAUCACCAUGCCGAUUGCAAUUCAAUCGGUGACCGUGCAAAGCACAUGGGGCAGACCAUCGACCUACUCGAGACAACAACAACAACUGCGGAACGAGGAAACGAAGAAAUACGAAUCAGAGACGAAGAAAGGCACAAGAAAGUUCAAAACGAACUGAAUGAGAUGCCAGAAAGCGAGCUGCUACAAGCUGUUUUGAGGGUGCAAGAAGAUCGUGUCAAGACGUAUAAAAACUACGAAACCGAUCUCGGUACUGUGCUUCACACGGGGAACAUGACUGGAUAUCCCGAUGCCUGUCUAUCAGCAACGGCGUCCUUCUCGGUACUAAGUGAAACUGUGAAUGCAAUCCAAAGUGUUCUGGAGCAACGUGAACAAAAGGAACUGGUGGGACUCUUGAAACAACUACAAGGGUACGAAAAGGAUAAACUACACAUAACAGCAGCUCAUCAUCUAGAAAGAAUACGGAAACGAAACGAAGAAAUGCAGCCAAACUGCGAUCCAAGAAACAUGAAACUUUUGGAAGAUGGGGUUGCAUCAUUACAGCACAAAAUAAAUGCAACUGUUGAUAAUAUCAAUGAAACAAUUGAUGAGAUUCGUUGCAUGUUGCUUGAUUUGGAUGACCAAUAG